Messenger RNA from Musca vetustissima, 3589 nucleotides. RefSeq names its product E3 ubiquitin-protein ligase Smurf1 (gene Smurf). Lineage: Eukaryota; Metazoa; Arthropoda; Insecta; Diptera; Muscidae. Bases 94 to 3585 code for a protein of 1163 amino acids. Gene Ontology annotation, biological process: negative regulation of BMP signaling pathway; ubiquitin-dependent protein catabolic process. Gene Ontology annotation, molecular function: protein binding; ubiquitin-protein transferase activity. The transcript has 7 exons. The record is from RefSeq and is a predicted model, not a curated record.
AAAAGAAUUGAUUAUAAAUUAUGUUUAAAUUCACCUCGUCAUAAUAUCUAUUAUUAGUUUGGUGUAUAAAUUUGUAUUAUUUGUUUUUAAAUUAUGAAUAAAUUGGAAUAUCCGCGACGCAAUGGAGCACACAAAAUACGUAUAACAAUAUUGUGUGCAAGAAAUUUGGUUCGAAAGGAUUUAUUUCGCCUCCCUGACCCCUUCGCAAAGGUUCAAGUCGAUGGUACUGGACAGGUUUACUCAACGGAUAUUAGUAAAUCAACAUUAGAUCCAAAAUGGAAUGCCCAUUACGAUUUGUUUUUGGGUCGCAACGAUUCCAUAACCAUCACCGUAUGGAAUCAACGAAAAAUUCACAAAGGCAGCGGAUUUUUGGGCUGUGUUCGCAUACCAUCAGAAACAAUACAACGUUUAAAAGGAGCAGGAUUCCAACGUUUGGAUUUAGGCAAAUUUUCAACGGAUGAUGAUGAAAUGGUGCGUGGCCAAAUAAUCAUAGCAUUUCUAUCAAAAGAUGGCCCCUGCAGUGGCAAUCCCCUAGCUAUAGUCGGCCCUGGCGGUGAUGUACGCGGACCAUCCGAGGACGAUUCAUCGGAGGAUAGUUUACCCGAAGGUUGGGAGGAACGACGUACGGGUAACGGGCGUGUAUACUAUGUUAAUCACACCACAAAGACGACCCAAUGGGAUAGGCCAAGUAAACACAGUUCGAUGCAACAAUCGCAGCAGCUACAAACACCACAUCACCGUCCAUCAACACAAAAUGGCACAGUGACGACAUCUGGUGGUGGUGGUGGUGGUCAUCAUCCCGUGGUUGGUCCCACACGUUCCACGACAUGUACGAACUUACUGAAUGGCCAUAAUAAUCGUAGUGCCAGAGAGAAUGAUGAACGUCGUCAUUCAACGGAAAUUUUGUCAAUGCCAUCGAUUGGAAUUGUUGUGGGUAAGGAAAAUUGUAGUCCUACCAGAGUAGAGACCACUGAGGCCACACCACAAUCUGUGUCCACGACGCCCAGCAAUAAGAAGAGCAGCAGGCAGCAUCAAGUCGCCACCAGUUCAACACCAUCACCGCCAAUGGGGGCGAGCACAAACAAUUCGGAACAUAAUACUAGCGCACAUUUAAGUUCUAAUUCAGGACCACAGACACCGCGACACAACCAUGCCGUUACACGCGAGGAGGGCCAACAGGUCAAGACACCAAAGCAUGGAGCGCCAGCCCCCAGUCUACUAGCAAAUGGCCACAGUAAUGUGGAGUCGGCGAACACAACAACACCCCAGCGUGUACCAGCGCAAAAUCAAAUCCAAACCGCCCAAAAUUUAACCAAUGGCAACUCAUCCUCAUGCAAUGGCGUGGUGAUGACCCAGUCGGCUCAGCCACAAUCCUCCCAUCAUGCCGCACCCAGUUGGAAUGCCAACGAGGGCGAUAAUUUGAAUGCUGGCACACCAAGGCAAAGCCCCGUUACCAAUGGUAAUGGCAACAAUAAAUGCGGCAGCAAUGGUAGUGGGGGCAACGGCAGCAAUGUACAGAGCCCCAAUGCCAAUACAUCCUCAGCUAAUCCUCCAAACACAAGUAUUAAUGUUGCAAGUCCUCCCAAUGCAUCCACGAAUCACAUAAACAAUGUCCGAGAUAGGAGUUCAGCGGAAACGCCCAGAGGAAGUGGUGGAGGUGGUGGUGGCGAUUCACGUACACCCACUUCUUCCUCGUCCGCUGCCAAUGCCAGUUCUCAACGUUCACAACGAAGAUCAUCGCGAAAUGUAGACGAUUCUUCCCGUCGACGGGGCUCAAGAAGUUCACGCUCAAACAACAGCAGUGGUCUACGCCAUCCGGGAAUUGUUGCAGCCAGUUCACAACAGAGCGCUAGACCCUUCAUGGAUUUGCCUCCCGGCUAUGAAAUGCGCAUCACCCAACAGGGUCAGGUCUAUUUUUAUCACAUACCCACUGCCAUUUCUACGUGGCACGAUCCUCGUAUUCCUCGGGAUUUUCACACGGACAAUUUGACCCUGGAUGCCAUCGGACCCUUACCAAGUGGCUGGGAGCAGAGGAAGACUGCAUCGGGUCGUGUGUACUUUGUUGAUCACAAUAAUCGAACCACACAAUUCACCGAUCCCCGAUUGAAUGGCAACAUUUUACAGCUAAUACGCAGAGGUGUGGUACCGCCAGGCAACACCUCCAGUCCAUCGGCUAACGGCAGCAAUUCAGGGAACACAUCUUCACCCGCGGCCAAUACAAGUGCUGGUUCUGGCAAUGGCAGUAUUAUACAACACCUUUCGCCAGCAGCAUCACAUCCUCUGGCUGGGAGUGCGACAAGUGGUGUUAACAGCAGUUCUGCAGCAACGGCGGCAAAUGGUGCUCCUCACAUCCGUAUACCCGAGGGUCGUGCUGUUCCCGCCGACUUGCCACAGGGUCUACUUGAAGGUGCCGAUUUGCUGCCCAAAUACCGGCGAGACUUGGUCGGAAAACUGAGAGCUUUGCGAACAGAGCUGCAGGCGUUGCAGCCACAAUCGGGUCACUGCCGUUUGGAAGUAUCUCGCAACGAGAUAUUCGAAGAGAGUUACAGACUGAUCAUGAAAAUGCGUCCCAAGGAUAUGCGCAAACGAUUGAUGGUGAAAUUCAAGGGUGAAGAAGGUCUCGACUAUGGCGGUGUAGCUCGUGAAUGGCUGCACUUGUUGUCACGCGAAAUGCUCAAUCCCCAAUACGGACUGUUCCAGUACAGCCGCGACGAUCACUACACACUGCAAAUAAAUCCCGAUUCUGGUGUCAAUCCCGAUCACCUGUCCUACUUCCACUUUGUUGGCCGGAUAUUGGGUAUAGCUGUAUUUCACGGUCACUGUUUGGAUGGUGGUUUUACGACGCCAUUUUACAAACAACUGCUUAACAAACCAAUAACACUUAGUGAUAUUGAGGGAGUCGAUCCGGAACUGCAUCGUAGUUUGACAUGGAUGUUGGAAAACAAUAUUACCAAUGUCAUUGAGUCGACAUUUAGUGUGGAAAAUAAUAGUUUUGGUGCCUUGGUGGUACAUGAACUAAAACCAUCGGGAGCCUCAAUACCCGUGACCGAAGAUAAUAAACGUGAAUAUGUAAAACUGUAUGUAAAUUAUCGAUUUAUGCGCGGCAUAGAACAGCAAUUUUUAGCAUUACAAAAAGGCUUUUGUGAAUUGAUACCCAAUCAUUUGUUACGUCCAUUCGAUGAACGAGAAUUGGAAUUGGUUAUUGGUGGCAUUUCCAGUAUAGAUGUUAAUGAUUGGCGCAACAAUACCAGACUGAAACAUUGUACACCAGAAACACCGCAAGUUGUUUGGUUCUGGCAGGCGGUGGAAUCGUAUUCCUCGGAAAUGCGUGCUCGACUUUUGCAAUUUGUUACGGGUUCUUCGCGGGUUCCCCUGCAGGGCUUCCGUGCUUUGCAAGGCUCAACGGGGGCUGUGGGACCCAGGCUAUUUACGAUACAUCUGACCUCAGAUGUACCAACACAAAACCUGCCCAAAGCCCACACAUGCUUCAAUCGCAUCGACUUGCCCCCCUACGAGAACUAUCAGCUGUUGUAUGAUAAACUAACCCAAGCUGUCGAAGAAACCUGUGGAUUUGCCGUGGAAUAAUUUU